GUUCUAUGUCGAUGAAAACAAACAAGAAAAUUUAGGGUGUAUCAUGAUCAUAAUUUAGCCCUAGAAGUAGAAGGUCAAGGUGAGGAGCUGAGUUGUAGAAUCGGCUAAUCCAGUCGCUGACAGACGCAAAGAAGCUGAUCUUCCACAGAGAAUUACGUGGAAAACCUUCUGUUAGCACGUCUUCGGAUCCUGUGCGUGAGUACCGACGCAAGCUGCCGCCGAAGUGGAAGUGGACCGACGCUGAAGUUCGGAUGGUUGAUUAUGAACAGCGAUUUUCCGCUUUGUGUAAUUAUCACAACUUGAUAGAUGUAGAUCUAGAUGUACUAUUGAAAUUGAUGUGACUUCCGCUCGCGCUCCUGCUCCGGUUCAAGCUCCUUAAUAGAUCAUGUUGAGUUUCUCAUACAAUUACAAAGAACAUAGGAUCCGAUCACAACAUCAUGGGACACUCACAUGACAUUCUGCAUGACCUAGAUGAAGUAGCGCUGCUAGUGCUACAAGCGACGCUGCUGCACUACAGUGCAUUGGCAUAGUAUCUCCACUUCGAUCUUUUCAUACCCACACUUUCUGGAACAACUGCUUGCCGGGUCCUGUGUCGGAGUCGGCGUGCUGCUUUGGUCUCCUUUCCAAGUUUAACCAUUCGUGUAACCCGAAUGCUAUGUUUCUUUGGCGGCACAGCGAAGGACGAAGCGGGACAUCAAACUCAAGCUCUGGGAAGGGGAUGCCAACAUCAUCUUGUGUGGCCAGCACUUUUGAUGAUCUCCUCCAUGACGAAUCCAAAGCCUCGCGAGGAGGUCAGACAACGAGCACAGCUGCAGAGCCGAGAAUGAUUAAGCAAGACUACGUGGAGCAGCUGGUGCCUCCUCUAGGGGAGAUCGUAAGCAUCCGACCGAUCAGGGAUGGCGAUGAAGUUUGUAUCUGCUACGUAAAUUACACGAUUUCGUUUGAGGAACGUCAAGCUGAGCUUCUCGAUGGAUGGGGAUUUCUUUGCGAUUGCGAAUUCUGUUGCGCCACCAGAUCUCCACUAGCUCCACUCACAGAUCAAGCCCGAUGGCAGAUGCAAGAGAAGAGAAAAAGACUCGCCGAAAUGUGGGAGGAUCUCGUCUUUAAUGAGUCCGUAAUUAAUAUAUCAGAAAGACAUCCAGGCUCAGUUCGAACGCCAAAAGUGGAGAUCAAAGGCGAAGGGAACGUGCGAAAUGCAGCACACGCGGAGGAAACGGAAAGCAAUCCAGCAGGAGCCAGAAACAAGAUUUCAGAGGAGGACGAGGCUGCCGAUUCUGUCGGCAGAGGUCCUGCUGGAGCCAUGGCUUGCCGAACGCAGGAAGGCGUGGAUCUGGAUGCGGAAAAAGAUGGUCGUGAAGAAACCGGAACACUUUCACAGUCACGGGAGUCGGAUCUUGUAGAUAGAGGACGAUCAUUACAUGCAAGAUCAUAUUCUUAUUCAUGGCAGAACGAAUUUGUAGAAUGUCUUUCUUGUCUUAUCCAACUGCAUGAGGAACACCCUCACCUGCUAUUCCUAGACCCCUACCGACAUCAAAAGUAUCUGAACCUUGGUGUUGAACUCACGUAUUCUCAGCCUCUGCCAUUCCAGAUGAAUACGACGUCCACCAUGAAGACACUACUCAAGCAGCUUGAAGCUAUCUUGCUCGAACAUACCCGCUGCCCAGCGGAGACCUCUGCAUCUAGGUCUAGCUGUCAUCUCGAAAAUUUCUCCACCGAAAGCAUAGAAAGCGAUUAUUUUCAAGAAUAUAGUGC
This is a messenger RNA of Amoebophrya sp. A25, 1752 nucleotides long. Lineage: Eukaryota; Dinophyceae; Syndiniales; Amoebophryaceae. The record is from the annotation of a GenBank genome assembly.